AUGGCUAGUAUUGAAACAGUUAAACGAUCAAUGGCGAGUAACUUCGAUUUUUUCUACGUCAAUUUUUGGGAUGCAAGGCUGGUGAGGUUCCACAGCCUGACUCUUCUGCACUUUUUGAAAAUCUUCUCGAACAAGGGUUCGUCGAAGUUUAAUCAUCACUCUCAUCGGUGUGGUAGUGUCAAGAAGAAUCAUUUUCAAGUAGGGCGGCAGCGAGAAGAGAUGAACGGAGUGUGGUUUGGGAAAAUGAGAACUGAGAGUCUGAGAGACUUCUCGAGACAUCUGGCCUCAUUUUCUUUAUAUUUUAAUCGUCUCAUUUUA
This is a messenger RNA of Striga asiatica, 318 nucleotides long. The record is from the annotation of a GenBank genome assembly. NCBI's taxonomy places the organism in Eukaryota, Viridiplantae, Streptophyta, Magnoliopsida, Lamiales, Orobanchaceae.